Scleropages formosus (Asian bonytongue) is the source of this 2008-nucleotide messenger RNA. RefSeq names its product clusterin (gene clu). The transcript is spliced from 9 exons. Gene Ontology annotation, cellular component: nucleus. The record is from RefSeq and is a predicted model, not a curated record. Bases 196 to 1575 code for a protein of 459 amino acids. Lineage: Eukaryota; Metazoa; Chordata; Actinopteri; Osteoglossiformes; Osteoglossidae. Gene Ontology annotation, molecular function: misfolded protein binding.
CGAGGGCUGCCGCCUGGGAGUUACACAACUUCUAGAAAAGUCUGAAAGCGCAGGGCAUUCUCCGCGAGUGAUUCACAGUGUCAGCAUCGCGGCGAGGUAUAAAUACCUGGGAGGAGACAGUGCGUCCGUGUUCCCCGUCGCUGUGAGGAGGAUCGGCAGCAGGGAGGUACCAGUUGCAUAAGUAGCCCUGGUUUCAUGAGCCACGGUGUGACGAAGAUGCAUUUGUGGUCACUUCUCGGGCUGUGGCUGCUCUACUACUCGGCGGAGUGUCUGCUUCCGCCAAGCAAGGAGGACCUGAGCCAACUGUCCCUGUCUGGGGAAAAGUACCUGGAUGAGCAGAUUGAGAAUGCUAUCACCGGGGUGAAGGAAAUGAAGACUGUGAUGGAGAGGUCUGAAGAAGAACAUAAGAAGUUCCUGAAGGCCCUGGAGACAACCAAGCAGCAGAAAGAGGAUGCCCUGAAGAAAGCCCAGCAGAUGGAAGCCACACUGAAAGAGGAGCAGGAGGUGUGCAAUGAAACCAUGCAGGCUCUGUGGGAGGAGUGCAAGCCCUGUCUGAAGAACACCUGCGUCAAGUACUACUCCAGGACCUGCAGCAGCGGCUCUGGCCUGGUGGGCCGACAGCUGGAGGAGAUGCUAAACAGGAGCUCCCCCAUUUCAAUAUGGAUCAACGGAGAAAACAUGGACUUCCUCCAGAGGGAAAGCCAGGAGCAGAGCCAACGGUUCCAGGAGCUGGAGGACCGCUACUCGGAGGUCGCCGACGGUGUUGACAGCAUAUUCUUGGACAGCAUGAAAGUAUUCGACCACAUGCGUUCCUUCCACCAGCCUCUGUUCUCUAGCCCUUUCCGAAUGCCCAGCAUUUUUGGGCGCUCUCGGUUCUACCGCUCACCCCUGUGGGACCCGGACUUCCACGGCUUCCACAACAUGUUCCAACCCAUGAUGGACAUGGCCCGCAACCUGUUUGACUCUAUGGGCCCCUACGUGGACAACGAUGCAGACUUUGAGGGUGAACCCUCUAAAGAUGGAAGCAUGAAUGAGGACGUCAUCAUCACCAAGCCUUUUGGGAACGAUCGCAUGACCUGCAGGGAGAUCCGCCGCAACUCUGCUGGCUGCAUCAAGCUGCGGGAGGAGUGUGAAAAAUGCAAAGCCAUCCAGGCUGUUGACUGUUCAGGUAAGAAGCCCUUGGAGAGCCCGUUGAAGGAGGAGCUGGAAAGCGCACUGGCUAUGGCUGAGAGGUUCACGCAGGAGUACAAUAGGAUCCUCAGGAGGUUCGAGGAGCAGAUGUUCAAUACCUCAAGUCUGCUGGACAUGUUCAACAAGCAGUUCGGCUGGGUGUCCACUCUCGCUAAUAAUACCAAGGGCAAGGAUGGAAUCUUCCAGAUACAAACGGUGAUCUCCAGGACCACAGAGGACCAUGAGAAACCGGGGGAUACCUCAGUGUCUGUCCAGCUUUUCGACACCCCACCCAUGACCUUCACUGUGCCUGGAGACAUCCCAUGGAAUGAUCCCAAAUUCUCAGAGGUGGUCGCCCAGGAGGCACUGGACCGCUACAAGCAAAACACUGUAAUUGUGAAAUAGACUCCUGGCUUCCUCUUUAUCCUAUGUCUUCAACAUAGGGUCACAAGUCUUUCACCACGAAUCCUUCAACAUAAAGAGCAUUCAGAAAUCAUAUUGCCUACUGUAACUGCUGUUUGGCUAGCACCUUACCAUCUAAUCUAGCUUUUAGCAUUUCCAGAUUUAGCACUGAGACAUUUUUGUGGAGAUGUUCUUCCUAGAAAAAUAAGCCAAUAAAGUGGUUGAGUAACACUAGAAUAGACAAGAUUCCAAAUGUUGCUAGUUCAACAAUCCUGCAGUUUAAUUCAUAUACACGUGAUCCUCUACUGUAGGCCGAGAUAAGAGCUGUGCAUUACAAAUUAAGCAGGUUGUGUUCCUGAGUAUUCCUUUUGUAUAUUUCAUACUGUACACCCAGGUGUCCUCAUGCAAACAUUAAUAAAGUGUGCAAUAUACUAAA